This is a messenger RNA of Moneuplotes crassus, 826 nucleotides long. The record is from the annotation of a GenBank genome assembly. Lineage: Eukaryota; Ciliophora; Spirotrichea; Euplotida; Euplotidae.
UUGAAUUUGUCAUAAUUACUAUAUUUCCCCUGAUAAACUAAUAGUUACCCCACUCUGAUCUUCCUCGACUACAAUUCUCGGCUUGGCCAGGCCAAGCCGUUCAGGAAUUAUAGGUUCAGAAAGAAGAGCUCCUCUUCUUUGGAAUGAGAACAAUGCAAGUGUGGUAGCGAAGGAGGAAGAGAAGAGGAGGGAUACUAGGUUUUGGAGAAGAGUGUUGUGGUCUGAGUCUUGGAGAUUAGAGAUGGGCCUGCAUUGUUUGAAUUUAAGGGUUUUGAGGGUGGUGAUUGGGAGUAAGGGAAUUUCUAGGGUUUGGAGAGGGAUCUGGCAGCUUAUGAAGGUGAGUUUUUCUAAGUGUCUUCAGCAUACUAGUGUUUUAGAGAUAUCUUUUGGUCCUAAUAUUGUUCUAUUCAAAGUGAGUUUGCGAGAGAGAAAGCAUAAAGCUUUGGAUGCAUUUUUGAGGAAACGAUUGAAUCCAAUGUUCUUAUUGUCGAAGAAUCUUAGAUUUACAAGUUCAAAUUUUGUUCAUUGUCUUGGAUACAGCUCUUGUAUAAAUUUAGCAUAUCUCUUAGAUUCAUUCUUGCAAUACGGAUUUAGAUAUAUUUCUUCUAUUUUAAUCAAUCUCAUUUUUAAUCUGAGCAUUUUCUGAACAAACUCAUUACUGGUAUAGAACCCACCCCAAAUAAUAUAGUUAUUAAAUUCUCUAUCCGAUAUUUGGUGGAUAAUCUUCUUUUGUAAUAUAUCUUGCUUCUUUAGGAUGUUUUUCUCAAUCUCUUCUUUUCUUAUAUCUUCUCUAUCUCUUCCUUCUAUCAUACCUUUCUUCAUUGAU